Molecule: messenger RNA, 3253 nt
Organism: Melanotaenia boesemani (Boeseman's rainbowfish)
Lineage: Eukaryota; Metazoa; Chordata; Actinopteri; Atheriniformes; Melanotaeniidae
Product: phospholipid scramblase 1
Exons: 6
Coding region: 695-1381 (228 amino acids)
Biological process (GO): plasma membrane phospholipid scrambling
Cellular component (GO): plasma membrane
Molecular function (GO): phospholipid scramblase activity
Source: RefSeq, a predicted model, not a curated record
UCCAUGGGUUUGGUUCUAUCCUGAGUGGCCUGUUGUUAUUUUAAGUAGCAGGUGAUUUGGUGAGUAAUUCUAAAUUGAUGUCAUUUAUGUAGGUUUUAUGUCGAGUUUCAUAAUUAUUUGGCAUGUUUUAAUGAAUAAUUUUGUUAACCGUAACUCAAAGUUUUUCACUACUCAGUAUCUUUUAAUAAAGAAGUGGGCAGUCUAAACCUCCGCGUGCGUUUUCUUCGGCAGAUCACGAAACGUUCAGAAGUACACAUAAAAAACAGUCACCGAGAUUCGCACUGAUAUACCAUAUGUGGCUUAUGAUGGGUUUGGACAUGUUGUUUAUAUGUAAACAAGAGUAGUAAGAGGAUUUAUGCUUGUGGUGUCUCCUCGUUAGACGCUCGUCACUUAUGUCGCCCACCAACACGUAGACCUGCAGCAGUUAGCUCACCCAGGCUGCUGACUCGAAGGCUAUCACUUAGUAGUUUAUUAAUAAAUUCGUACGCUGUUUAGUAAAAAGCGUUAAGGUUCUCCAGGAUGCUUUGUCAACUUAAACAUUUUUUAAACAUCUGAAAUAUAAGCUACUGGCUGUGUCCGUCUGCUGCGAAGGAUCUAAAUUUGUUUAUGCCUGUGACCUAAAUAAGCACAAGAUGGCGCCAGUUUUCUGUUUCAAACGUUCACCUUUCAACAGGUCCCUGACCAACCCGACGACAUGAACAUGUACGCUGUGCCCAGCCCGGGAAUACCAGGCUGUCCACCAGGAUUAGAAUACCUGACACAAGUGGAUCAGCUCCUCAUCAAACAGAAAGUCGAGCUUGUUGAAGCACUAGUUGGUUUUGAAAGCAACAACAAAUAUGAAGUUCGAAACAGCAUGGGUCAGAAUGUCUUCUACGCCGUUGAGGAGAAUGACUGCCUGAGUCGACAGUGCUGCGGCCCCCUGCGCUCCUUCAACAUCCACGUCCUUGACAACUUUGGCCAAGAGGUCAUCACCGUCACCCGGCCGCUUAAGUGCAUGUCCUGUUUCUUCCCAUGCUGUUUACAAGAGCUGGAGGUGCAGGCCCCCCCUGGGAACACAGUGGGCUAUGUGAUACAGCAGUGGCACCCGUUCUCCCCUAAGUUUAUUGUUGCAAACGAACACAACGAGCCCGUUCUGAAGAUCCACGGGCCCUUCUGUGGAUGGAGCUGCCUUCCAGAUGUUGACUUUGAGAUUUUGACAAUGGAUGAAGUCAGUAAGAUUGGGAAAAUCAGUAAGCAGUGGACAGGACUGCUGCGGGAAGCAUUCACAGAUUCAGACAACUUUGGUAUCCAGUUUCCCAUGGAUCUGGAUGUGAGAAUGAAGGCUGUAAUGAUCGGAGCGUGUUUUCUCAUUGAUUUCAUGUUCUUUGAAACCACUAACUAGGAGCCAAACAGGAUUUCCAUGUAACAUUCCUGAAGGAACAAGGUCACAAAGCCAUGAUGAUCAGUCCCAAAUGCCCUAACAUCGAACAACCUUCACAAGGAUCGUUUCAAGAGGGUACAAAAGUGUACUCACAUGUUGUAACAUUGCAUGAAAAAUGAAAUAGAAGGUUUGUUUUAGUCUUAGCUGCUCAGGUUGGUUGUAAAGUCGUGUUAGUGGGAUGUGAGUGCACAAUGCAGUGUUUUCUAUUUUUAUUUUUUUAUUUUUUUUGGGUAAGGAUUGUGUAUUUUGUUUUGAAUUUGUUUUUGUAACUACAUACUUUAGUGUUUGUUUAAAUCGUGGUUACUGAUGCCGUUUGAGAUCAGGGAAACACGUAAUUGCUAAACUAAAUUUGAACUGAAAGAAAGCUCCAUGUAUACGUGAGAGGAAAGGAUUGUUCUUAUUAUUAGUAAUAUGCCCAAGUUUCUGCCCUCUAAAUUUUUAAUUUAAUCAUAUAAAAGUCAGCUUAUGUAACUGAAUAUGUUUGUAGCUAUAUUGUGUGAGAACUAAAUAACUCAUGUAAUGUAGUAGUUUAUAGUUCUCAUUUUUAAUGCCCUUAAUAACUGAUUUGUAUUUUGGUCACACUUGUUUGUGUUCUGCUUUGUGUGCGUUAGUGUGUCUGUGCUAUGAGUGAAAUUGUGUUUGUUUAAACUGAAAUGGCAAUUAUCAUGCUUUAGAAUACAAAGUGUUUAUAUUUUCAAUGCCACGAUGGUUAUACAUUUUUUUUGCUAUUGUUCUUUGUGAGUAAAAACUUGAUAAGCCAUGUCAGUUUUUACCACAAGAGGGAGCCAGAUAUCCACGUAGUAUCUGUUAAUAGUCUAAAUGAACAGUCUUAAUAUCUGCUUAUGCCAUAUAUUUUAUCCAGAUAUCAGAUGGAUGAGAAAUUAUAUUUGUGGACAAACUCAGGUUAAAAUGCAUGCUACUGUGUUGGCUACUUCUGGUAUUAAGAAUAACUCAGCUGCAAUUGAAAACAUUUUUUUUUUUUUUUUUAGCGUUUUGUAUACGUAAUGUUAUUAUUCAUAUUCCCCCUGUUACAUGUAUUAAAUGCAGCAGCUCUACAUUAAUCAAAAGGCAGAACGAUCAUUUAUAAAUAAAAUAGUUUUACAUAGGGACUUAAAUUUAAUUAGGAAUUGUCUGAGGGAUUGUAAUGAAGACAUAUCACAUUAAUGCCAGUAAGUGUUGUAGUCAUGGAAAAUAUAAUAAUAUUAUUAAUAUAAUAUAAAAAUACCCCCUCCUCCAAUCACAGCUAUUCUAUCUAUUGCUCUGCAGAUGUGUAAAGAAAUCUCCAUCUUAAGACUCUUUUUAGAAGCUUAAAGACUUUUUUUUCUUUCAUUUACUAAUCUGCCAGUUUGGAAAGUUAAUGUUGCUUGUACAAACUUAAAAUGUGUCUAGGGUGCUUUAUUCUGCCUUCAGAGUACUAACUUUUUUUUUUUUUAACUCCUUUUUAGGCAUUGUUUACUUCAUUUUUAAUAUUUUUUUUUUCCAAAAUAUUUAAGUUCUUAAGAUGGAUAAUAUUUUUGCAGUCUUUUUUCCUUUUUACAUAAACAAUCCAGGUUAUGUAAAUCUGAGUCACAUGUUUGCCAGUAGCCUCAUUAUUUUUCAAAUCUGUAUUGUUAGAAAGCAGUGAUGGUAAAAGAUGUCAAGGAUCCAUCCACAAAUAUCAAAGUCAGAAUGUGAUAUUGUGCCAGUUUUGCUAUUUCCAAUCAAAACAAAUUAAAGUCCUUAUUCUUCUACUUUUGCACUAAUACAGAUAAUUAAAGCAGUUUAGUCAAACUGAGCUUAACUUAAAUUGUGCAAAUAAUCAAUGAACACGCUUAAAUAAAAAAUUUAAACUGA